GACAAUCACAAAUUGCUGCUAGGUAUGGUGGCAAAAAGUAGAUAUCAAGGUAUUAGCCAGAUAAAGUUGGCUGAGACACUUAAAUGGGACUGCAAAACGGUAUUUUAUUAUCUUAAAAAACUGGAGCAACUGGGUCUAGUUUUCAAGGAAACUGUAUAUGCAGACCAUAGGAAUACAAGAGCCAUCUUCUUAAGGAAGUUCAAAAAACAAGAUGAGGGCCCGAAUGAGAAUACAGCUGAUAUGUAUCGAAUUGAAGAAUUUGAAAAUACGCUACUAGCGUUGUUGAAUGAAGCAGAAAACCAUAUGUUAUCCUCACAAGAUGCUAUCAGAUUGAUGGGGUUUUCGACAGUUCAAAAUGUACGAUGGGCAAGAGUAAAAUUGACACAGCUUCACGAGCGAGGCGUGAUUGAAAAAGUGGAUGCUUUUAAUGGAAAAAUCCACAAACAAUCCAUCAGACUACCAGGACCAAACAAACACACUCAUGUCGAAAUGAAAGACCAAGAAGAAGAGGUCCAAGAAGACACUGUAAAGAUGAAGUGUGUAGAUACAUUUUAUAGGGAUUUACCUGCGGAAUACCAGUUUUACCAGGAUGUAGUUGCAGCAGGUGAAAAUGGAAUAGUCAGACAAGAACUCGUCGAUAAAUACCCGGAGCUGGAUCCAAAGUUAUUUCAGACCUUCUUUGAAAAUGCCGCUGUAACACCGAAAUCGAAAGUACACUCUAGAUAUUGUAUUUAUCGCACCGAAGAAUUAGGAGGCAAAAUCCGUCAAUUCCGUAUAUCAGAAGAUAGUGAAGAGUUAAAAAAUUUCAUUAAACGUUAUAGCAUAGAACACACGAUAUGCAAUGGUCGACAUAAAAAAAAAGAGUUUAAAACUGUGGAUGUAACGGAAUUACCUUCCAUUGACGAUACCAUAUUUAGAAUUCAUAAAGCCAAGGAUUUAGAAUCGGAGAAAAUGGCUCGGGAAUACUGCUGUAAAUAUGGAUGGAUAAAGUCAAAGUGGUAUCGAUCAAAAAAACUGCACGAAAGUUUAAUUCAGUUUCACAGCAAGUCAAACUUAAAUACCCUUGUGGUUGAUAUGAAACAAUUUCUCAAGCACUUAUCAAUCGGCACCUUGGCAGUCAUUUGCUCCAGCUUACCCUAUCUUGAUGAGACAUUUAGGACUUUCUUGGAUUCGCCAGAUAACAGAACCAUUACGUUGGGUGAACUUCCCGAAAAUAUUCAACUUCUUUUAUCGAAUCUGAAGGGCAGAGUACGGACAUGCAUCUCUUCUUUGCUUCAUAUUUUAGUUGCGUUGGACGUGGUGAGACCGGUCAGUGGUUUAAUUCACGAGUCAGAUUAUGUUAUCACACCCAAAUACGAAUUAUGUGAACAGGGUGUUAUUCGUGAUUACGCUUUCAUGGACCGUGCCGUUGUAUGUACUCUUCCUUUAAACAACAUACAGGAUGUAGGGAAUUUUUGGGAUAAGUUAUACACUGUCUGCAUCACUCCUAUUCGUUUUCAUUCAACAAAAGAUGCUAUUGAUUUAGAGAAGUGUGUCGACAAAAACGAUCCUCUUUACAAUAUACAUAAGAAAAGAGGUUGGCAUAUCGACCCAUUGGUCACACGGGCACAAAAAGAAAUAUUGGAUUCUUUUGUUGAUUUCGAGACUAGAACAAUACCCUCAGACACUACUGCUCUUAGAACUUACUUGGCACAGAAAACUAAUUUAUCGACAAAGCGUAUCAGAACAUAUUAUCAUGGCAUUAUUGGGGCCUUUCAAAAACAGAAGACGAAGGAGGAAAAAAUGGCGGCGGCACGACAAAAGCUGCUUGAAUCAGCAACUGAUCCCACUAUCAACAAGUUAAUCCUAGCUUCGGUCGAAGGUCGCAAAGUUGACACUUCUAAGGAUUCAGGUGAAUUUAUUAGAUCUACUUUUAUUGGUAGUAGAAGAUUUAGAAGAUUGAGAACACGCGUAGAAAGAUGUACAGAGCAUGAGGAGCUUCCUCAUAAUUAUUCGUCUCGUGCAUCACAUAAUUUCACCCCACACGAAAAGGAUUUGCUGCUAUAUUCAUACUGUAUAAUGAAGACAAGAGCCAAGAAUCUUCGAUUUUUUUGGCGGCCGAUAACAAAGGUUUUAGAUACCAGAACAAAAGAACAAUGUCGACGUGUAUUCAACAGGAUGGUAGAAUCCUUGCCAGGGAUUCAGUCUACAAUCGAGAAACUAAAAUCUCAAUGGGAAACGUUCUACAAAGAAGGAUUGGAGACCCAAGAACUAGUUGAUAAACACUCAUGGGAUACUAGUGAAUUCGACUUGCGUUCGUUUCUGGAAUAUUUUAUUUUGAGGUUGCAAGAUGAUGCAGUUCAGCAACAAAAAUUUAAUCAGGACCAUCUGUUGCCUCGUAACCUUCAGGAGUUCCAGACUUACUAUCAGAUCGACCGUAAUAAACGUCUCAUCGAAGCACAAAAGGAUAGGACCCAUCUUUCAAUAAACCCUUUAGACCAAGAUUUAUAUGACAUGCCGGCGACGAUUACGGAAUCCCAGCAGGCCAACGUGGUCUAUAUUUGUAGAACAUUGAUAAAGAUGCUACUUUUAACACCUGAUUGUAGGUAUGAUACUGACAUGGCGUAUAAAACCUUGAAUCAAUACCCUUCAUCUGACAUAGAGUCGGCAUUGGAAGAGAUGAGAGCAGAAGGGCUUAUCAUAAAAGACAACGCGAGACAUUGCCGUAUUCCUGGUAGAGCAUUUAAUGUUUCUGAGAAAUUCUUACUGAUUUCCGAAGGUGUCGUUCCCUUCGGAAUGCUCGACGCUGCUGAAGCUUAUCAUAAGAAUAUUGUCAUGAGCAAGACUUUGAAUUUAAAACAAAUAAGCAGUGGCAUGGUUGCUUCAAUUCUUAAUCUUCUAUCACAAAAAAAGAUUAUACUGCAACUGAAGAAUAAAGAUACAUUUAUAAAGACCAAAAAAUCCAUACUUUAUCCAAAACUAUCAGCAGAUAAUCUCUGCCAGGCGUAUAUCAAGAAACAUUUGGAAUUGGUCGUACAAGACGCAGGUGUAUAUGGUGGUAAAUCUGAUAUCUGCCCAGAUCACAAAACUUAUAUUGUCGUCCCGACAUCGGAUCAAGUUGUUAGAUAUUUGAAAAAUCUGGACCCAAGUGAUACAUGCUUAAAAGUCUAUCAGGCGGUAAAGAGCCUUCAAGAGGCUGGAGGAACUUUUUACGACAUAAUUGUAUGCGUUAAUAGAGACAAUAAGAUGGAUGAGCGCGAGAUCUCAAAAGCAGUCUAUAAACUCACUCAAAACGAACCCCCAUUAAUCCAUGUUGUCGGGUUUAAGCAGCUACGAUACGUAUGUACAGAAUUUAGCCCUCAUUGGUUUCUGAAAACGCAUGAUGAUAAGACUUUCGUACAUCUGUUAAUGUGGAAUGAUGCAUCGGGUAAAAUAAUUAAAUCUGCGUUUGAUGGUUGUGCAAAAGCUGUUAUCAGUCAUAUAUUGACGAAACCAGGAAUUUCUCAUGCUAAUCUGCGAAAGAAAUUUGUUGGAUUUUUCACAGAUUACGAACUUUAUUCAUUAUUGACUUACUUGGUUGACAUCAAGGUUGUUCAUAUAAAAAAGAUACAAAGAGAAUCACCUUCCAGAAAAGUGUCAAUAUUCGGAAAAAGAUCACUGAAAUCCUUGGCUGCACAUGACAGUACCAUGAAAAGUAAUGAAAUCACCUUUUACUGGCUGUCGAAUGAUUACUAUCUUCAAAACUAA
Molecule: messenger RNA, 3726 nt
Organism: Mucor mucedo
Lineage: Eukaryota; Fungi; Mucoromycota; Mucoromycetes; Mucorales; Mucoraceae
Exons: 11
Biological process (GO): 5S class rRNA transcription by RNA polymerase III; transcription initiation at RNA polymerase III promoter
Cellular component (GO): transcription factor TFIIIC complex
Molecular function (GO): DNA binding
Source: RefSeq, a predicted model, not a curated record